AUGGAGCAGGAGCGCGCACAGCCGCCUGCAUACACGCAGCACGACCCGUCGAGCCUCAAUUUGCCUUCGGUGCCGACGCACUCACUUCCGAGCCUGCGAAGCCUCGAUCUGCCCGAUGCGCAGCCGUCGCACCCUUCGGUGGAACUCAGUCCCAGGACGCAAAAUACACAAUGGGGCUCGCUGCCUCGCAUGGCAUUCCCGCGCGUCCCCGAGGGCGACGUGGGCAGCCCGAUGGACAUGGAUCGCGCGAGCGUAACUAGUGGCGAUGACCAGAGGCGGGAGAUGAGCGUUGUCAGUAUGGAGGACCCGGACGUGAGACUGGCCGCCGAGGCGCUGAGCGGGCUGGGAAAUCCAGACUUCGCCCGCUCGCCCACAAGUCGCUCCGUCACCCUCUCCGCCCGCGAAUCCACUGUCGAGCCCGAGCCGCUUCUCAAUCUGUUGACAUCGGCGCAUCCCUGGCUCGGAGGCAGCAUCAAUGGCUCCAUCUCGGCGUACAAUACCACUAAAACCUACUCGCCGCGUAUAUUCAAGUACGGCGCCGAACUCAUCGAACGCAACAUUGGUUCGCCCGUUGUAAACACCGUCUCCUCGGUCGGGAGACGCACCGGCGUAGAGCAGAACCUGCGACGCUAUCUGGGAGAGGUACACAGACGGCCCAGCGACCUCGAGCAAGGCGAUGCCGACAGAGCUGGGAAGCGACCCCGCGUUAUGAGCCCUCGGGCUGGCGAAUCACCCGACGCCAUGGACCUGGAUGUUGAGAGCGAGUACGCGACAUCCCGCACAAGAGGCGGCUCGCAAUCGUCCUUCGCCGAGAGCCUUCCCGCAUACGAUGACCACCGUUCUCCCACGUACGAAGAGACCGCCGUCGUCACCAUCGACCCCGCCACAGGCAAGGAAAUACGAACCUCACAAGAACGCCCACAAUCUACCCAGGACCGUCGCGUGAACUGGUCUACGCAGCUCAUCAUGACGACGUCCGGUCUCGGUGUCGCCCUCUCCGACGCAUCCCUCAAAUCUCUCAAGCUAUGCUUGCGCUUGCUGCGCGGUGCGACCAAGCACAUUGACAGCGUUAUGCGCGCGCUUAAGCUUGUCGUGGACGAAUACGAAGCCGCGCUGCGGAAUGCGCGCCACUCCAACGGUACCUAUGCCGACGAGAAGGACGCUACAAUGGCCGAUGGCUCUUCCACACAAGACGCCCAAGUCCGUGCCAUCGCAGACCGCAUGAAGCAGCUCUCCAGCGACAUCUGGACCACCCUCCAGUCUGUCGUCACUUCGGUCUCCCGCUACACCGGUGGUGCGCUUCCGCAGAAUGCGUCGCAAGUCGUCCGCACACAGUUGCUCUCUGUGCCGCAGCGGUGGCAGCUUGCAUCCAGGACCACCGCCACGGGCAACGAAGGAGGCGAGGGAGGCGGCGAGGAGGUCCGCGGCGCAAACCGCAUGCUGGCGUUCGCGAGCGAAGGCUUAGACAUGAUGGGCCAGAUCACUACCGUUGUGGACGGCACCGUGCAGAGCGCAGAAGGCUGGCUCAGCCGGAUUGGCCGCCAGCCCACACAACAACCCGAAGAGGGACCGGAAAAGGCGCCCUUGACCGACGUCAGGGUCGACGCUGGUGUCCACGAGAAGAAAUAG
Paraphaeosphaeria sporulosa is the source of this 1629-nucleotide messenger RNA. Its product is annotated as Opi1-domain-containing protein. The coding region runs from base 1 to 1629 and encodes 542 amino acids. The transcript has 2 exons. Gene Ontology annotation, biological process: endoplasmic reticulum unfolded protein response; phospholipid biosynthetic process; regulation of transcription by RNA polymerase II. Lineage: Eukaryota; Fungi; Ascomycota; Dothideomycetes; Pleosporales; Didymosphaeriaceae. Gene Ontology annotation, molecular function: transcription corepressor activity. Gene Ontology annotation, cellular component: endoplasmic reticulum; nucleus. The record is from RefSeq and is a predicted model, not a curated record.